AAUCAUAUUUGUUUAAAUAUACGAUAUAUAUUUUCAUGCAUAUUUACCCCAAAAAAAUAAUUAAUGGAUGUUUAUUAGGCAUAUAAAAGAAGAAUAUAGUAUGAUGGAAGCCAGAAAAAAGGUGUACUUCAAAACUUUUUCAACAUUAGUCCGUAAAGAUGCUAUUGUGGAAAUGAGGAAAAUCAUACAAGGCGAGGAAACAAAAAUUCGGGAUAGCUAUGAAGAAUCGACUGAAUGGAUACCAUCCGAAUACUUCGUGGACCUUAUCCUUCAUGAUGCUGUGUUCAUUAUGCAGUUCCUUCUUACUACGCGAGUUGGACGUUCAUAUGACGAGAUUAUGGACCAAGAGUCAAUGGUUAGAAAUGAUUUAAUCUUGCUCGAGAAUCAACUUCCCUUUUUCAUCUUGGAUCGCUUGUUCAGUUCCGAUAGAUAUUUCAUGUCCGAUAUGAUGAGAUUGCAUAGAUGUCCCACCAUUAAAGAUUUCAUCUUAAAUGCUUUUGGCCUAAUAAUCGAAGAAAAUCCAAACUUCAAGCAUUUCACAGACAUGUUUCGGUACGUUUAUGAAAAAUCGCUAGACGACAUUCCAGUAUAUAUGGAAAGAACUCCCUGGAGAUGGCCACAUAACAUAGAGUUGAUGAACGCGGAUAAUCUAUCAAAGGCAGGAGUGAAAUUCAAGUCAUCAGGUCUUUUGAAUGUAUACAACCCUGUUGCCGUACCCAGGUUUACACGGAUGACGCCUCCUACGCCUAAUGAACUCAAAGACAUAAAAAGAGCGAUGUUUGGGGUGUUUUCGUUGCAUGUGGAGUUUAAGAAAGGUAGAUUAACGAUGCCGAGUUUUCGUGCUAAUGAAUGGUUUGAUAUGGUUCUAAGAAAUGUAAUAGCAUUUGAGCAGUGCCAUGUUUCCCUAACACCCUUUACUACCAACUACAUACAUUUCUUAAACUUCCUAAUUACUUCCGAUAGAGACGUCGAGGUACUCAGCGAAGAAGGGGUGGUAACAAACAAUUUGGGACGGGUGAGCUUGGUGGUGGACAUGGUGAACAACUUACAGGUUGGUGUGAAAGUAGGGACCAACUCCCAAUACUUCUACAUGGCCAAGGAUCUUAGAGCUCACUGUAAAUCUCGAAGAAAGAGGUGUUGGGCGACUCUCAGAAAAGUCUACUUUAGCGACUUAUGGACCGGAACAGCAACUUUAGCCGCAGCGUUUCUCUUGCUUUUGACUCUGGUCGGAACGGUUGCUUCUGUCAUCCAAGCUUACGAAAGCUUCAAGUAACUACAUAUGCUUUAUCGUCCAAAACUUAUUUCCAAGUUUUCCUUUAAGCUUAUUCAUGUACUUUGGUCACUGGUUGUUCAUUUCUCAAAAAGAUUGUGUUUUUAACACGGGACAAGACUACGAAAUUUAUAUAUUAUUCCUCUCGGCCAAAAGUCUAUGGAUUAUUUCCAUGCCACGAACCACAAAGACUAGGUGCCCAAACCCGGAAAUAUAUUACUCUAUGUAUA
Molecule: messenger RNA, 1500 nt
Organism: Arabidopsis arenosa
Lineage: Eukaryota; Viridiplantae; Streptophyta; Magnoliopsida; Brassicales; Brassicaceae
Source: the annotation of a GenBank genome assembly